UGAAUUAGAGUUAAAUAAGGCAGUGGGCAGCAUGAGUGUAAUGAAACCCUUGGCAGGGACACACCUCGCCCAGUGAUUCCCUAAGAGGCGAGGGGGGCAGUGCUCGUAAGACGGUGCCUCUUCUCAAGGCUGUCAACAUGCUGAGCUUCAUAGUUCCGACACACAAACCAGUAAGCUACACAGACUUUGCAAAUACCAGCCUUGAUGAUGAUGACUUUGAUGAUGACUUCAAGCCCUCAUCAAAAAGUAAAAGCGAGAAGCAAGCAGAGAAAGGGAACAGAGAAGAUAGGAAGGAUGACCGAGAGAGAAAGCACAGCAAGGAUAAACAUAAACACAAAAAACACAAAGACAAAGACAAGGAGAGACACAAGAAGGAUAAAGAUAGGCACAGAGAAACCCAUAAGAGGGAGGACAAUGAGAGGAAGGAUGACCACAGAUCCAGGCAUGAGAGGAAGAGGAAAGAGGAUGACAAGGAGAGAAGACACAGGUCAGAGAGGAGAGAUGGGGAGUUCAUAGUUAACUCGGGCAGGAGUACGGGAAGCAGUGACUCAAAGUGUGACUCCUCUGACUCCCAGAGACUCAAUGACUCAUCAGUAAGCGCCACCUCUGGCUCCCCAUUAGUGUCUCCAAGCCGCAGGAAUCCAAAGCCAAGAUUGAGCCUCGAAGAGAAGAUGUUUCAGGUUUCCCAAGGUACCCAUUUAUUGGUCAGCCUAAAAAGGAGGAUGGACAGCUGGGUGUGCUGCCCUGCUGACUACCCAGGCCAGGAUUUGGGCUCGCAGAUUUGUAGCGAGAAAGAAUUGGAAGCUGCACUAGAACUCUCUAAACUUGCUUCCACUCAAGGCAUGACCAGCACACCUGAAGUGAAGGAACUCACUGAGGAGGAGGAAGGAACAGGUUUAGAUGUUCAUGUAGCACCUAGCCCUCAGCCCCUUCAGAGGGACAGUGCUGAGGGUAGCUGCUCAGUGCCCCUGCAGGACUCUGAGAUUACUGGAAAGGCUUCCUCCUCUGUCCCUGAAGAAGUUGGUGCCCCUGAGUGUGUGGAAGAGAAAGACAGGCUUCCAGACCCACCUGCAGCAGCAGUAAUAGCACCACCACCACCACCACCACCUUCAACAGUACAAUGCACUGACUUGAUGGAGCCCCAGCCAUCAACCUCAACUGGCCUAGGAUUGAAGAGAACAAGAAAGACAGUGAAUUUUAAAGAAGACAGUGAUUCCUCGGAUGGCUUUGACGGCUUUGGCUACAACAACACUGACUCGGAGGCCUCUGAGGCAAGCGACUUCAUGCCAUCACCGAAGAAGAAAAAGCAGAAGUCAAAGGAGCCAAAGAAAACCACCAAGACCACCAGGCAGACAAAACCUAGCAUAGUCAAAUCAUCUGCUAAAACCCCAGAGAAGAACAAAUCGCCUUGUCAAGUGUCCUCUCCACCAAUCCGUUCCCGGUCCUCCAAGGAGAAUACUGCCCCUAGAAUCCCCAUCAAUGCCACAACACCUCCCCCAGCAAGAAAAAGCACAGCCAGGAACCCCACCAGCACCACAACACCUCCCCCAGCAAGAAAAAACACAGCCAGGAACCCCACCAGCACCACAACACCUCCCCCGGCAAGAAAAAACAUAGCCACGAACCCCACCAGCACCACAACACCUCCCCCGGCAAGAAAAAACACAGCCAGGAACCCCACCAGCACCACAACACCUCCCUCAGCAAGAAGCACCGUGGCCUCUCCUGUAGUCUCCCUAGCACCUCCGUCAAAAGUCCCAGCAGCAUCACAGAAACCACCACCAUUGGAAGCCACCUCCACUAUCAAGAAUACUACAAGUGUUACCAAACCAGUGAAGAGGCCUGUGACCAAAACCCCGACCCCUUCAUCUCCAUCAUCAGGAACAUCUAUACCCCUUGUUAAGACACCCUUCAGAAGUCCCUUAGCAGCUUCUCCAGGCAGUGGCCACCCUAUCAACUCCUCAGCAUCUUCUUUUGGGUCCAGGAGUCUUGGGCAGAGAGGCACAGGGUUGAGACUGGGAUUAUCACGUCGGGCCGUCACCAAGCCAUUGCAUCCUACUGUGGCGGCAAAGAUCACGGACUAAUGCUGUGCUGCACCAUGGAUCCCGAUAAAGCCUGUGUGUGUGUUGCAAGUAAAGAUAUGGAACAGGUAUCUAUCUAUAUCUAGUCUGUUGUUUUUUCAGCUCUUACUGGUCAUCUCUCAUCAAGUCCCAAUUCCUCUAGGACUUAAACAUUAUUAUUUAUUGGUUGUCCUUAAACUUUGGCGCAAUAUGAAGUAAAAGCAUCAUUUCCAACUUGUUCCACCGGACAGUAAGCAGAAUUCCAAAUUUUCUGUGUGGAGUUUAAUAUUAUAUUUAACUGUCAUUCUUUCCACUGAUGAGAUUGAGUAGACAGGCUCUAAGAAAGGAAUAACAGACUAAUGAAAAGUGUUAGGUGUAUGUAUAUAUUUUUAAGUGAAUACAAUUUGUUUCAUA
Eriocheir sinensis (Chinese mitten crab) is the source of this 2474-nucleotide messenger RNA. RefSeq lists its product as uncharacterized. The record is from RefSeq and is a predicted model, not a curated record. The coding region runs from base 138 to 2084 and encodes 648 amino acids. The transcript is spliced from 6 exons. Lineage: Eukaryota; Metazoa; Arthropoda; Malacostraca; Decapoda; Varunidae.